Molecule: messenger RNA, 1574 nt
Organism: Suillus paluster
Lineage: Eukaryota; Fungi; Basidiomycota; Agaricomycetes; Boletales; Suillaceae
Exons: 9
Coding region: 204-1343 (379 amino acids)
Molecular function (GO): D-amino-acid oxidase activity; FAD binding
Source: RefSeq, a predicted model, not a curated record
GGUGCGACACAACUUGCACGUUAAACCUGACGUGUCACAGUGGCCACGUCAGUGCAGCUUCAGGGCUGCGUCAGUGCCACAUCACGGCCGCGGGCAGGACCGCAUAAUAACCAUGCCCAAAGGUAUUACGAAGGCAGUCCGGCCUUCCUUACACCUCAUCCUCCAACUGCUUGGAACCUCCUCAAGAGUAAGUUACUGUAAGUAUGGCGCAACCUAACGGUGAUAAGCUCAAGGAGAUCAUCGUUAUUGGUGCAGGUGUCAUCGGCCUCACCACCGCUUUAAAAAUACAGGCGCAAGGAGCUUACCGUGUCACGAUCGUUUCCGAGACCUUCCCCACAGAUCCAAAGUCAAGCAAGUACACCAGUCAUUGGGCAGGUGCACAACAUGUCAGUGAUACUUGCAAGGAUCAAAGACAACAAAAACUUGAUCGAGAUACCUUCGAUAACCAGGUGGUGCAGCCGAAGGGUUGUUUCUUGCGACACACUCACAUCGAAUAUCACGAAGAAAAUCUCGCUAAUGCCGAAUGGCUUCAUUAUACGCCAGAUUUCAAAUAUCUGGAGAUUAACGAACUCCGUGGUCCAGCAAAGAUGGGCUUCUCAUUCAGCACCGUCAGCAUGAACACUCCGGUCUACCUUAAUUGGCUUCUGUCCUCAUUCCUUGCGAAGAACGGGAUCAUCGUGCGUGCGUCCCUGCAGCACAUCAGUCAGCUUCUCGAGCGAGGAACCAGUCCUUUCACGGGUGCCCAGUUGCAUCGUGACGUUGACGCUCUUGUCGUCUGUGCUGGUAUUGGCGCCCGUACACUGGGAGGCGUUGAAGAUAAGGACGUAUUUCCGAUUCGUGGGCAAACUGUGCUACUCAGAGCUCCCUGGGUCAAAUUCGGGAGGGCCCUGAAUGAGGCUAACGGGACGCGCACCUAUACGAUACCAAGAAGCAAUGGCGAUGUGUUGUGCGGUGGCACAAGAGAGUCCAAUGACUGGUACCCAGUUACUCGUCCGGAAACAACUGAGGAUAUCCUUGUGCGGAUCCUGCAGCUUGCACCGGAGCUUGCACCCCCACAGACACGGAUUGAUCGUGACCCCACUGUCGAAGACCUUCGCCCUAUCAUUAUUGAGACAGGUUGUGGCCUGCGCCCCGGGCGAAAGGGUGGCAUCAGGCUCGAAGUUGAGUGGUUGGACGUGCCCACGCGAGGCAAGGUGCCCGUAGUGCACAACUACGGACAUGCUGGUUAUGGCUUCUUGUCGUCGUGGGGCUCAGCAGACAUGGUCCUGGAUUUGUUAGAAAGUGCCUUCAAGGCGGGAGCUCCAGCGGAUGCGACACCCGCAUCUGGUGCUAAUUGUAUCUGAGAAUCCGUGUUGUAAAUCGUAAAGGAGCAGAUGUAGGUUAGGUAUCACCGGAGUCACAAGGGAAGGAAUGAAUGGAGUUGUAACGAAUGACUAUGUACGUGAGAGAAGCAUGUAAAUAAUAUUGACGAUGUGAAGACGUGUCAUCUUCUUUGUAGCUGAUACAAGUCCAUGAAGCAAUUCAUCAUCAUAUCGCGAAUGAAUAGUUGACUAAGUCUUAUACAAGGCAAUGAC